UCAUUAUUAAAUAAUGAAAUUUGUAGAAAAUGGAAAGAAAGUAGGAGUUAGUAUGUAUAUGAGACGCACGAGAACAAGAUGCCAUGAACUUGCCUUACACCCUUAACCUUUCUCACCUUUAUCCAUCCCAUUCCCAUCUUCAAUACUCUUUCAUGGCAGCGCCAUCGCCAUAUCUCAAUCUAUAUCUGCUCUGCCACCCAUAACCAGUCAUUCCGGUAUUGGUGAUUCCCCACUUUAUGGCCAAUAUACGUCCGCUUUUAACAAACUUCAUCUCCCUCCUCGUCAUCGUACUCCACCUCGGUUGCUUCACCAUCUACCCCACCACCCGCCACCACCACCACCGCCACCGUCCCAAAACACCUAGAAAAGCAUCUGCUCCAGUCCCUCUGCUCCGUGUCACUUCCACCAAACUCAAACGCCAUGGAUGCCUCUCUUCCUUUUGGUCAUUCAUCAAACGAGUCUUCUCAACCAAAUCCACAUCGCAAGUUACAGACAAGAAGAACUCGAUUCAUGUUCAUCAAAUACCUUCUCCAGCAUCUUCAACCCGUUCAAUUUCAUUCAUUCCACCAGACGCCCAAUCCACAACCCGACCAGGUUCGCUCACGGAAUCCGAUUACCUUCCCAUGCGCAAUGAAAUCCAUCCCUGCCUGAACUGCGGUGAGGUUUUCCAAAAACCCGGAUUGCUUGAACAACACCAAUCCAUCAAACACGCUGUUUGCGAGCUUUUGGAUGACGAUCCCGGAAAGAACAUUGUCCAGAUCAUAUUCACAACCGGUUGGCCUGAGAAAACACCGAUUAUCUCCCGGAUCAUGAAGAUCCACAACACCCCAAAGAUACUUGCCCAGUUUGAAGAAUACAGGGAGAUCGUGAAGUCAAAGGCGGCGCGACCCGGUGAUUCCCGGCGGAGGGACGAACGAUGUAUCGCCGACGGCAACGAAUUGUUACGAUUUUACUGCACCACUUUCCUGUGUGAUCUGGGGCAAAAUGGUAAUUCUAGCAUCUGUGUUAACCAGUAUUGUAAUGUGUGUGAGAUAAUCGGAUCCGGGUUUUCACCCAAACUGGAUGGUAUAUCCACUUUAUCGAAUAGCUGGAGAGGACACGUGGCAAUUCCUGAUGACAUCGAGGACGAGUUCGGGUUCAUGAACGUGAAACGGGCAAUGAUUGUCUGUCGUGUUAUAGCGGGUCGGAUCGGUUGUGACAAAGGUUCGGGUGACAAAGAUGACCCGGGUUAUGAUUCUUUGGUGGGGAGGGAAUCUGGUGCGAGGCAGAGCAGGUUAGAAGAAGAAGACGAGCUAAUCGUGUUUAAUCCGAGGGCUGUGCUUCCUUGUUUUGUGAUUGUAUAUACUGCCUGAUUAUGAUAUGGGUGGUGGAUUUUUUGGAGUAGGAUGGUAGAGUGGGGUGUGAUGCAGACCAGAGAAGCUCGCUAACAGGCUUUGCCCCGACCCGGACUACAGCGGUGCUAUGUUUACUGAAAUUGUGGUAUACGAUAUGAUGAGUUGUACUUUUCGCUUUAACUGCUGUAUUUUUAUUUUUAUUUUUUAAUUUAUGUGAUUGGGCCUUGGCAAUCGUAAAAGAAACCAAUAAUAGUCCACUUUUAAACGUGUAGAAAGUUAGGUUAUAAUGUCAUUAGAUAUUUUCUGA
Messenger RNA from Lactuca sativa (garden lettuce), 1641 nucleotides. RefSeq lists its product as uncharacterized. The record is from RefSeq and is a predicted model, not a curated record. Lineage: Eukaryota; Viridiplantae; Streptophyta; Magnoliopsida; Asterales; Asteraceae.